This is a messenger RNA of Haliotis rubra (blacklip abalone), 2049 nucleotides long. RefSeq lists its product as uncharacterized. The record is from RefSeq and is a predicted model, not a curated record. Lineage: Eukaryota; Metazoa; Mollusca; Gastropoda; Lepetellida; Haliotidae. Bases 1 to 2049 code for a protein of 682 amino acids. The transcript has 5 exons.
AUGGCAGAAUCUGUGGCAGGAUCGCCAGAAGCGUUCGAGGACAUGUGUGGGGCUGGCUUUGACUAUAAACAGGAUGACCUGAGGGCGUUGGGUAUACCUCAGUGUGGGGCCGGCUGUGACUAUAAACAGUAUGACCUGAGUACGUGGGGUAUACCUAGGUGUGGGGCCGGCUGUGACUAUAAACAGGAUGACCUGAGUGUGGGGCUGGCUGUGACUAUAAACAGGUGUGGGGCCGGCUUUGAUGACCUGAGGGCGUUGGGUGUACCUAGGUGUGGGGCCGGCUGUGGCUAUAAACAGGGUGACCUGAGGGCGUUGGGUAUACCUAGGUGUGGGGCCGGCUGUGACUAUAAACAGGAUGACCUGAGGGCGUUGGGUGUACCUAGGUGUGGGGCCGGCUGUGACUAUAAACAGGAUGACCUGAGUACGUGGGGUAUACCUCAGUGUGGGGCCGGCUGUGACUAUAAACAGCAUGCCCUGAGGGCUUUGGGUAUACCUGUGGGGCAGUGUGGGGCCGGCUGUGGCUAUAAACAGGAUGACCUGAGGGCGUUUGGUAUACCUAGGUGUGGGGCCGGCUGUGACUUAAAAAAGGAUGACCUGAGGGCGUUGGGUAUACCUCAGUGUGGGGCCGGCUGUGACUAUAAACAGGAUGACCUGAGUACGUGGGUCAUACCUCAGUGUGGGGCCGGCUGUGACUUAAAAAAGGAUGACCUGAGGGCGUUGGGUAUAUCUCAGUGUGGGCCCGGCGGUGACUAUAAACAGGAUGACCUGAGUACGUGUGGGGCCGUCUUUGACUAUAAACAUGAUGACCUGAGGGCGUUUGGUAUACCUAGGUAUGGGACUGGCUGUGACUAUAAACAGGAUGACCUGAGUACGUGGGUCAUACCUCUGUGUGGGGCUGGCUGUGACUAUAAACAGGAUGACCUGAGUACGUGGGGUAUACCUCAGUGUAGGGCCGGCUGUGACUAUAAACAGGAUGACCUGAGGGCGUUGGGUGUACCUAGGUGUGGGACUGGCUGUGGCUAUAAACAAGGUAACCUGAGGGCAUUGGGUGUACCUAGGUGUGGGGCCGGCUGUGACUAUAAACAUGAUGACCUGAGGGCAUUGGGUGUACCUAGGUGUGGGGCUGGCUGUGGCUAUAAACAGGGUGACCUGAGGGCGUUGGGUAUACCUAGGUGUGGGGCUGGCUGUGACUAUAAACAGGAUGACCUGAGGGCGUUGGGUGUACCUAGGUGUUCGGCCGGCUGUGACUAUAAACAGGAUGGCCUGAGUACGUGGGGUAUACCUCAGUGUGGGGCCGGCUGUGACUAUAAACAGGAUGACCUGAGUACGUGGGGUAUACCUCAGUGUGGGGCCGGCUGUGACUAUAAACAGGAUGACCUGAGUACGUGGGGUAUACCUCAGUGUGGGGCCGGCUGUGACUAUAAACAGGAUGACCUGAGUACGUGGGGUAUACCUCAGUGUGGGGCCGGCUGUGACUAUAAACAGCAUGCCCUGAGGGCUUUGGGUAUACCUCAGUGUGGGGCCGGCUGUGACUAUACACAGGAUGACCUGAGGGCGUUGGGUAUACCUCAGUGUGGGGCCGGCGGUGACUAUAAACAGGAUGACCUGAGUACGUGGGUCAUACCUCAGUGUGGGGCCGGCUGUGACUUAAAAAAGGAUGACCUGAGGGCGUUGGGUAUAUCUCCGUGUGGGGCCGGCGGUGACUAUAAACAGGAUGACCUGAGUACGUGGGUCAUACCUCAGUGUGGGGCCGGCUGUGACUUAAAAAAGGAUGACCUGAGGGCGUUGGGUAUAUCUCCGUGUGGGGCCGGCUGUGACUAUAAACAGGAUGACCUGAGUACGUGGGGUAUACCUCAGUGUGGGGCCGGCUGUGACUAUAAACAGGAUGACCUGAGUACGUGGGGUAUACCUCAGUGUGGGGCCGGCUGUGACUAUAAACAGGAUGACCUGAGUACGUGGGGUAUACCUCAGUGUGGGGCCGGCUGUGACUAUAAACAGGAUGACCUGAGUACGUGGGGGUAUAAUUCCUCAGUGUGGGGCCGGCUGUGA